GAAAGUGUAUCAUAGUAAUGAAUCACUAUAUAUCAAAACUUUACAAUUAGUAUAUAGAGAAAAUAAAAAAUUACUCAAUAAAGAAUUAGUUAUAAAUAUAGGAAGAGUAGAAAUAAGUUUAGUUAGUUUAGAAGAAGUAAUUAUUCAGCAA
This is a messenger RNA of Scutellospora calospora, 151 nucleotides long. Lineage: Eukaryota; Fungi; Glomeromycota; Glomeromycetes; Diversisporales; Gigasporaceae. The record is from the annotation of a GenBank genome assembly.